Messenger RNA from Nezara viridula (southern green stink bug), 4825 nucleotides. Lineage: Eukaryota; Metazoa; Arthropoda; Insecta; Hemiptera; Pentatomidae. The record is from the annotation of a GenBank genome assembly.
GUUUACUGCAUGCUGGGAGUGCUGUGGCGAAAGAGGUGUUUUAUCAUUAAGGCAUUUCCUCAAUUGCUGGCGGUGCCACUUGAAGUUAUCAUUCAAUAAGUAUUUUAUCGUCAGGUAAGUGAUGUGAUAUUUGUCGGGAACUCGAGAGGUGCCCAGUCUGUGUAUUACAGUGCCCUGUAUAACUGCCAUCGCCAUCGAACACCAUGGUCAGCCUGGAAGAUUUCAGUGGAUAUUCUUUUAACUUAAUGAGCAAGAUGUACCUUCCCGACUGCUGCAUGUACUGUAGUGAACGGAUGAGGCAGAUGAAUAGAACCUAUGAUGAUAUUGAAGCAGUCAGAAGACUACUCAGUGAGAAAGAACAUGAGUUAGAACUGGUGACCAGGAUUGGCCAGAAUCUGCUAUCUGAGAAGACUAAAUUGCAGAGUGAUAUCGGCACAUUAAAGGAUGACCUAUGCACUGCCAACGAGAAGAUAACUCAACUAAGCCAUGAGCUGACCCAGAAGACCGAACUCAUCAACAACUUACUCAGUGAUGUUGACGAAGUUCGCUCAGAAGGUGGGAGCCCUGGUUUCACCUCACAGCUCCAGCUGUCCUUCCUCGAGAAAAAGAUCAAGUCGCUGGAAGAAGAGAAUGUUGGCCUGCACAAUGAAGCCGCUCGGCUAACCCAAGAAAAUGAACACUGCGAAGAGACUGAGGCAAGACUGGUGGGUGAGCUUACACAGGAACUGAAUUGUGGACGUGAGGAGCUGGAACUUGCAGCUUUGGAGAAUGCCAAGCUGCGAGAGGAACGGAAUCAAAUGAAGGAAGUGAUUGACCACCUUGAGGCCAGGGUCCAGACUGCAGAUGAGAAGCUGACUCAGGUGAUUAAGGAAAAUGAGGAGUACAUCCAGAUAAUAAACAUAAUGCGUGAAACACAGGGAGAGCUGACAGCAGAACUUGCAGACUGUAAGGAACGUUACAACGAAGUCCAACGCUUCCUAGAAGAGUACAGAGAAGAGGAAAGGCGUAGCAAGAAGAAGAUGAGCCCGAAGGUUCGAGUUGGUCCCGGCUAUUGCACACAGCUGACGUCAGUAUGGCCUCCACUCUCUCGAGAGAACCCCGAGUCGAUCGGAGCAGAGUUGUCUGCGUCGCUGCUGUCAGAGUUGAGCCUCGACUCCGGGCUGGGCGCUUCCACGCUCGACUUAGAGAGCCAUACCCCUGUGAACAGAUUGGGCGCUGGGCCAGGAUUCGUUGUCGGCCAGCAGCGGGACCUCGAGCUGGAGAAGGCUCUCGAAUCUGUUACCAGGCGUGACAUUGAAGAGCGAAGGCACUCUCUGUUCUGGGACACUGCUGGCGGCUGCUCCACUCCAGACUCCUUCCUCUCCCAAUCUGGCUAUAACAUGCCAUCAGUCAAAUUAGAUAAAGUUCAGCUGGUGAAGCCCCUCGAAGGCAGUGAGACCCUGCGGCAAUGGAGCCAACUUGCUACUCCUUCAAUGCAUGGCCUCCUUGAAGAUCGCCCUGGUGUAAAGGUGAGGGGUGGCACAGAACUAGAGGAUCUCGGAAUUCAGAAAGAAAAGAGAGAUAAAAAAGUGCUGGCACGCACUGAGGCGACAGAGACUUACUCUUUGUCAGAUGUUGAGGAAGAUGAAGAACUAAAUCCAGGAAAGAGCUUUUCUGAUACUAAUCAUAUCUACACAUUUGUCAACAGCCGUAUUAUGCAUCCAAAGGAAAAUAUCGCUCAUUGUACAACUAGCAGCAGUAGCAGUCAGAUGGUUUGGAGCGCGCCAGGACUGAGCGGGAGCCUGGCGUGCACUCCCAGCGUCCCGCCCACUCCGACACCAGCUAACAGCCCAUCGAUGACACCGAUGUCAACGCCUGCUUCUACUCCUGCUAACAGCCCAAUGAACAGCCCUCCUGACAGGCCUUCAUCUCCCGUAUCGUCAUCAGCUCUUACAACAGCUCUUUUCAAUCCCUACACAUUGUCACCAUCAGUCCCACCUUCUCAAAAAGUUUUAGCUCGCCCUGACAACAAGGCAGCACUGAGAGGGUUCCGAUUAGUUGAGAGGAUAGAGCAGCAGAUCGGCUUGGAGGAAAUCCUUUGUCGAGAGCCGGAGAGUGGGCUGCACAGAGCAUCAUUAUUGCGACGUGGUGUGCGCUCGUUGGCUCGGGGCGAGCUCCUUGGAGUUCCUGGUCGACCUGGUACUGGUGUUCUCGAUAAUAGGCUGAAACAGCUUAAGCGUCGGCCUCGAACUGACUUGGGUUCUGUGCAGCCCCAACUAUCCGUCUCAUCAUUUGUUUUCGGCAGGAAGGGUGGCCUCAUGUAGAUUGUCUUCCUUAGUGAACGUAGUUCCAAUGAUUUGAUGAUGAUCUGCCUGAUGAGGCUUCGAAUAUGAAUCGAGGAAACAUGAGGCAUGGGUAUAGUAGAGAUUACUGACAUUAAGGCAAAUGUAAAACACUCUCACGUAGAACUAAAAGACUCAGUUAAUUUUGACUGAAAAUUAUGAUUCCUAUUUCUUGUUUACAACUACCGACAUUGUAGUAUCUUAGUGGGUGUCAUCUUACUUUGCCUCAAUGUAGCCUUGCCCUGAUUGUAAAGAUGGCGAUUUCAAAUUGAUGGGCGAGUGGCCAUGAGUAUUAUUGUAGUGAAGUGAGUUUGUUUAGUCAAACAGGACCGUGGCGGUUGCAGGUAGGUUUUCUUAACCACCAUUCCAUCGCUCAAUAUCCUCUAAGCCAGGUUGUGUUUAAUCUCUGGCUUUCUCAGGUUGGUCCACAUACCUGUAACCGCUUCGGUUGCUAUGCUUCUAAUGAACACAGAUAUUGUAGAUACUCACGAUUUCCCUAAAUUUAGUUGAAUAUGUAUAAAAUGCCUAAUAAUAAUAUGGUUUAUUAAUUUAAGCAAAGCUAAUGAUAUUUAUAUAUAUGUACAUGCAUACACCUUAUAUUUAUAUAUAUAUCUGUUAUCCUUAAGGCACAUGCGUUAGGUAGAAUUUUAUCUAAUAGUUCUUAUGAAUUAUUUUUCUGUUUUUAAUGAAAGUCAUAAUUUAUUUCUUAUAAUAGACAGUAUAUUCACUAAAAAUCAAAUUUUAUUUAAGUUUAAAAAUUGUACAUAGGCACAUUAAUUACAAGGGAUGAUAAAUAAUUCUAAAUUUGUUAUUAUAUUUGUAAAUAUUUAAUUUAAAUACUGUAAGUAUAUUUUGUUAUUUUCAUUUUCAUUAUAUUUAUUUUUCAACUUGCUUUUGUUACAAUAUUAAGAGUGUCAAGCUGGAUUGUUUAGGGCAUUAAAAAAAUAUAUUUUUUUAAAAAUAAGUGUUGAGAGUUACUAUUUAAAAAAAAAGUAAACUAACUCUGAACAUUUCAGCUGUUGAUGAUAGAUCUGUUAUUGACAAGAUAAUAUUUAAUAUAAUUAAGAUAAUUAUCUUAUUGAUACUCCUGUAUUAGAAUCAUUUGUCAUUAAUUAAUUCAACAUAUUGAACCAUGCUACUGAUACCUUUGCUAUUGAGUAGAUUUUUUUUAUUUGUCUUGUUAAAUAUCGGAAAUAUUUUUAAAUAGGGCCAGCAAGACUUAUUUUUAAAUAACUAGACUUGUAUAGGAUUGGCUGUGCACUAUGUUGUUGAUAAAUUGUUGAGGCAUAUUUUGACAAGUUGCCAUGUAUUUUGUCUACCAGUCAGUUAGCAGGAAUGUUUUUUUGUUUGUUUUUUUUGUCUUAAUGAAUUUUUAUCAAGACUUUCCUAAUUGCAGUUUAAUGAUCUGAAGUAAAAAUUAUUGCAAACAAGUUUUGUGCUUCUGUUUGAAGACAUCCAAAAUUUGUAUUAAAUAAUUCUUUUAGAAGUAUUUAAAUAUUUAUUUUGUUUUUCUCUGUUGAAUGUUAAAGUCUAGUCUUCAUGAUGUUGCAACUAUUAUAAGCAAGGGAGUUUAAAUUUGAAUUUCUUCCUUGGAAUUUAAACUAUGUAGAAUUUAGAAUAAGUAUUAUUGAAAAUUGAUAUUAAAAAGUGUUAGUGAACCUAGUUUGAAAGUUGUAAAUUAUAGGAAAAAAUAAUUACAAAGAGAUUACAUUUUAAUUUUGUGGUAAUAUUGUUUCAUUAGCAAGUUGAUGGUGCUUGCCUGUGAUUAGUUAUUUACGGCUGUAUACGAGAUUUGUAGAUGUUGUUUCCAUGAUAGACUUGUGUAAGAGAGAUAUGCAGUCAGCAUAUUUGCUUCUUAUCACAAGUGAGGAAGCGCUUCUACAAAGGGUAACUAGAGCCCGAUCUAGCCUCUAGAGGGACUAUCUUAGCUACUUCCCAUCACGUAUAGUUAGCCGCAUUUUUUGUAUAUUAUUAUUUUUAUGAUCCUUGUAUAUACUCUGUAUAUAUUUAUAGAUAUAUAAAAUGAAGCCUUCUAGCCGAAGAUAGCUUUUUGAAAGCUAGCUGCUAUUUACAUGAACUAUUCUCAGGAUCCAACUUGCUAUUGUUGAACUGUUGAGUGGUUUUUCUCUUAUUUCUAAAGUUACUAUUAUGAAUAUAUUUAUCAACUUAUAAACAUGCAUAUAUAUUUAUAUAUUUUGUGAGCGUGAUGGUCAAUAUCCAUAUAUUAGAAAAAAAAUAAUGAAUUAGAUACGAGUGUAUAUAAUAAUAUAAUGUAAAUGUUUCAAUAUCAAUUGUCAAUGUACAAUAAACUCAAUUGUAGAUACAAAUUAUAGUUAUUUUUAAGUGGGGUUAAACCUGUCAAUUUUUUUUUCUUGUUUUUGUUUUGUAGCAAUAAAAUGUUACAGAGAGUUUUAAUCAUUUCCUUUUAUUUCAUGAAUUGGUCAAAUGUUGUUACUUUUACCAUUCCUAAUAACGUUGAGUUGCCUCUUCAUAUCAGAUGAAAU